AUGAAUGGGACUAUUGCACCAGCAUAUAGUUUAACUGGGAGAAGAGAUAAUUAUAACCCUAACCCAGUGCCAGGGCCUGGGGACUACCGAAUAGAGACGGAAUUUUAUAAAUAUUCAAGUAAGCAUAGCUUCCCACAAGCCCCAAAGCUCCAGCUUAAGCAUAAAGAAGUCCCUGGGCCUGGAUCUUAUGAAAUCCCUACCACAAUCGGAAAAGGCCCAGUCGCUGUUUUGAGUGCUAGGACCAGCACUGAGAAAAACAGUCAGUCCCCUGGGCCUGGAGAAUACUCCCCAAGUAUCCAAGAAAAAUUGCCUGCGUUUUCGUUUGGGAUUAAGCCAGAGAGAAAAUCAAGUGAUUCCCCUGGGCCUGGGCAUUAUGAUACAGAAAUUAAAGAAAUUAAGCCUUCUCCACCAAAAACAAAGUAAUUUUUAUACAGAUUUGGAAGCUCAAAAAAAGAACCCGAACAUAUUGUAGGAAAAGACUCACCUGGGCCAGGCCGUUAUGCAUGUUAUUCUGAAUUUGGAAAAACCCCGAAAUAUGGGUUUGGGACAUCUAGACGAGAAAAAGAGUACUCUUCAACGUAUACCCCAGGCCCUGGAGCUUAUGCUCUAAAUGCAAGCUGGAAUGAAGGGCCUAAAGCGGUAUUAAGGGCUAAAAAUUAUUAUUAUAAACCUUCAGAUUCCCCUGGACCUGGAGCGUAUUCUCCUAAAGAUUUUUCUGAUAGUCCUGGGUGGUCUUUAGGAAAAUCAACAAAAGAGCCUGAAUAUUAUAGAAGUUUUACCCCAUCUCCUGGACAAUAUGAAAUAUAUUUUUUUUAUAAAAAAUAAGCCAUUUAAUUUCUAAAAAAAAAUAUAGGCAAUUCUUAUAGAAAAGUAUAAAAAAAUUUUGAUUCACUUCCAAAGUAUAGUUUAGGAAAAAGUUCAAGAAAUGGGCUACAGUCUAAUAUAACACCUGGACCUGGCCAUUACAGCCCUGAAAAAAAUAUAGAUAAAAAGAAAAUAUCUAUUGGGAAAAAAUGAACAUAUGAUUUUAGAUCAGAAUCGCCAGGACCAGGAAAGUAUUCUCCUAAUCAUGUAUUUCUAGAAAAAACAACAGCUGCCGUUUUUGGGACUGAUAAAAAGCUGAGAUGGGAUAAAGAUGAAAGCUUGCCGUCACCUUUUGAGUAUGACAUAAGCUUGAACUCAAGUAAAGGUGGAUUCAGCAUUCCAAAAGCUCCAAAGGAGCCAAAUCUAAAUAAUUUUUCGCCAGGACCCGGGCAUUAUAAUAUAUCCAGUACGCUUGGAAAAGCUGGACUUUCUGCCUUGAAUAAAAAUAAGCCUAUUGUAUAAAGCCAAAAAUUAAUUAUUUUUAUAUUAAAUCUGUUUUACAUCCUAACUCAGAACAGUAUAUUUAA
Messenger RNA from Blepharisma stoltei, 1391 nucleotides. The record is from the annotation of a GenBank genome assembly. NCBI's taxonomy places the organism in Eukaryota, Ciliophora, Heterotrichea, Heterotrichida, Blepharismidae.